Molecule: messenger RNA, 1087 nt
Organism: Chinchilla lanigera (long-tailed chinchilla)
Lineage: Eukaryota; Metazoa; Chordata; Mammalia; Rodentia; Chinchillidae
Exons: 10
Coding region: 1-1044 (347 amino acids)
Molecular function (GO): nucleic acid binding
Source: RefSeq, a predicted model, not a curated record
AUGGUAAUCAAUGGGGUCUGGAGGGCAGGAGCAGCAGUCAUCACCAUCAAACAGACUGUCCAGGGUCAGACUCUGCCUCAUGAGACGUCUACUCAGAGAGCUGAGCUGAUUGCCCUCAUAUGGGCCUUACAAGAAGGAAAGCACAAAGAGCUUGCAAACAAGGGCAGUGAGGCUCUUUGGAAAUAUGCCUUCUCAGGCACCAUGCAGUUCACCCACAUAGCACAGCCUAGCAUGCCUUGGAUUAUAAAGGCACCAGUGCCUGAGCCUCCCCAAGUCAACCCCAUGCCCCCAUCAGAUACAGAUAGUGUGGAAGUCAGUGCCUCGCAGGCCUCCCUUCCCCCGGCCUUUUCUAUAGAGAAACCUCGGGGCACGACACACCUCUCCCACACCCAGCAACAAAGCCAAGUGGUUCAAGAGCACCGGGCUGCAAGUCCAUGUCAUUGUGAGAGACUCAGGUACCCAGAAAGCAAUGCUUACAAAAUUCAGGUCUCCUUUGGUUUUUACCGGGAGACCUUCUUCAGUCUUCUCACGCUUACGAUUGUCUCCGUCCAAGUCUUUGAACGAGACAAGAUCCUGGAAACAUUAGAUACCACACUGACCAUCCGCAAUGAGCGGUAUGUAUCGAGAGUAAUAUACUGUUUCUUAAUAGUGUUGGAAGUUUCAGUUCCUCCCGAAAUUGACAUGGACUUGGGCUUCAGCUUGGAGCUCAGCCACUGUUACUGCCCAUACUGCUGCGAGAAGAAGUCACCCUAUGGCUGCUAUGGAGGGCAGGAGGAUCCCAUAUCUCCAGAUACUGUGUGCAAAAUCCCUUUUGAUGAAGAGCAUAAAAUCAAGAUCUUCCUUACCUGGCAGUCUCUCCUUUGUGAAACCUCAAUAUGUUACUAUGUUGAUUUUCAUAUCUUCAGCAUUCACUUAGCAUCUUCCAGCGAUCUUCUGUGCAGUGGACCCCACCUCAACAGCAGCACAGUUCAGAUGGCCUCCAGGCACAUGGGAGGCCUGAUUUUGAAUGAUUCACAGAUACACAUGCAUGUGGGGCUCUUAUAGGACUAAUAUUCCUGUAAAUUGAACAUUUUAAGUAAAUCCAUGU